AUGGCCCGAAUCAGUCGCCGACAAUACGUGGACCUGUACGGCCCGACGGUGGGAGACCGGUUCCGACUGGCCGAUACAGCCCUGGUCUGCCAGGUCGAGCAGGAUCUGCUCACCCACGGCGACGAGCUGGUGUUCGGCGGGGGCAAGUCGGCCCGGGACGGUAUGGGGCAGGCGUCGGACGUAACCAACCGCAACGGCGCGCUGGACCUGGUCAUCACCAACGCCAUCAUCAUGGACCCGAUCCUGGGCAUCGUUAAGGCGGACAUCGGGGUGCGCCACGGGCGCAUCGUCGCGGUGGGCAAAUCCGGCAAUCCGGGCGUGAUGGAUGGCGUGCAUCCGGAAAUGGUGGUAGGGCCGGGCACCGAGGUCAUCGCCGGCGAGCACCUCAUCGCCACCCCCGGCGGCGUGGACUCGCACAUCCACAUGAUCGCGCCGCAGCAGGUGCACCACGCGCUGUCCAACGGCAUCACCACGAUGAUCGGCGGCGGCACCGGGCCGGCCGACGGCACCAACGCCACCACCUGCACGCCGGGCCCGUGGAACAUCGCGCGGAUGCUGGAGGCCGCCGAGCCGCUGCCCGUCAAUUGGGGGCUGCUGGGCAAGGGCAACGCCAGCGAUCCGGCCCCUCUGGAGGAGCAGAUACGUGCCGGCGCCAGCGGGCUCAAGCUGCACGAGGACUGGGGCACCACGCCGGCGGCCAUCGACUGCUGUCUGGGCGUGGCCGACCGGUUCGAUGUGCCGGUGGCGAUCCAUACUGACACGCUGAACGAGGCGGGAUUUGUCGAGGACACCAUCGCGGCCAUCGGCGGGCGGGCGAUCCACACGUACCACACCGAGGGCGCCGGCGGCGGGCACGCGCCCGACAUCAUCCGCAUCGCUUCGGAGUUGAACGUGCUGCCCUCGUCCACCAACCCCACGCGGCCGUACACCGUGAACACGCUCACCGAGCACAUGGACAUGCUGAUGGUGUGCCACCAUCUCAGCCCCCGGGUGCCGGAGGACGUGGCCUUCGCCGAGAGCCGCAUCCGGCCGGAGACGAUGGCGGCGGAGGACGUGCUGCACGAUCUGGGCGUCAUCAGCAUGUACGCCUCGGACUCGCAGGCGAUGGGCCGAGUCGGCGAGAACUUCACCCGUCUAUUCCAGACCGCCGACAAGAUGCGGCAGUUCAAGGGCAAGCUGCCCGAGGACUCACCGGAGCACGAUAACUUCCGCGUCCUGCGCUACCUGGCCAAGCUGACCAUCAAUCCGGCCAUCACCCACGGCAUAUCGCACCUGGUGGGCUCGCUGGAGCCGGGGAAACUGGCGGACAUCGUGCUGUGGCCGCUGGGCAGCUUCGGGGCCAAACCCAAGAUGAUAAUCAAGGGCGGCAUGAUCUGCUGGGCCGUCAUGGGGGAUCCCAACGGUUCGAUACCCACCGCCGAGCCGUCUUUCUACCGACCCAUGUUCGGCAGCAUGGGCAAGGCGGUGGCCAGCACCUCGGUCACCUUCGUUUCCAGCGCGGCGUACGACGCUGGCGUCCACCGUGACCUGGGGCUGACCCGGCGGGUCGAGCCGGUGCGCGGCUGCCGGACAAUUACCAAGCGGCAGAUGGUCCGCAAUGAUGCGAUGCCCGUCAUCGAAGUCGAUCCGGACACCUAUACGGUGAGGGUCGACGGCGAGAUCGCCACGGUGCCGCCGGCAGAACGCCUCAGCCUGGCGCAACUGCAUUUCCUGGUCUAA
Molecule: messenger RNA, 1719 nt
Organism: Geodia barretti
Lineage: Eukaryota; Metazoa; Porifera; Demospongiae; Tetractinellida; Geodiidae
Source: the annotation of a GenBank genome assembly